UUCAGUUUCUGAGGCAGUGAACAUUCCCCUGAACAUUUUAGCCGGAAUAGUAGAACUUCUUACUGUAAUUAUGCAAAAUGUGCCCAGCAUGUUGAUCAUUCAACAGGAACAAAGGCUAAUGGGGCGUCCACAUCUCGAAUUCUCACCUGAUCACAUCGCAAACCUGCUGGAUCUGAAUUUGUUUGUUCCCACUAUUGCCAACCUGUUAGGGAUAAGUAAACAAACCUUAUGCAGACGAAUGACGGAAUGUAAUCUCUCCGUUCGAGCUCUAUAUAGCAGACUGAUGGAUGAGCAGUUGGAUGCUUAUAUAACCACUCUGAAGCAAAGUAUGCCUCACUGUGGAUAUAGAAUGAUGAGAGCAGCGCUUAAGACACAAGGACACCGGGUGCAGUUUGACCGAGUAAGAGCUUCAAUGCACCGGGACAAGCCCGUAGGAGUCGUAUCUCGUUUGACACAGCUCGGCUGUGUAGUUCGAUGGACUUACUCAGUCUCCAGUCCAAGGUCAAUUAUGCACAUUGACACCAAUCAUAAGCAGAUUCGCUUCAAAAUGACCUCAACUUGUUCUGCAGAACCUGGGACAAUCACCCGAUUCACACAGAGGGUAGUAUGGUGGGCGAAAGGAAGUGUCUACCAUCCUGUACCUGAACGCAACAUUGAGGGACUGAGCAUACCGCACAUUGACUGGGAGAGUAGCGGCCUCGUUGCUGAUGCACACGCCAGCAUCAUUGUUCCUACGACUGAAUGCCCCCCGAGUGAUGAACAAAUGGCAGCACUACAGGAAGCUUUAGACCCCAAAACAACUUCAGACAUUUGGCUGGGACAUCUAUUUAGCGGCACUUCAGUCUUCUCAGUCGGUUCUUAUGGAGUAAUUGUCUAUAGUAACAGCAGACCACAUGUGUUUGUUACUUGAUAAUAAAUGUUUCACCAUAUGAAAAUAA
Molecule: messenger RNA, 938 nt
Organism: Ictalurus furcatus (blue catfish)
Lineage: Eukaryota; Metazoa; Chordata; Actinopteri; Siluriformes; Ictaluridae
Exons: 3
Coding region: 71-910 (279 amino acids)
Source: RefSeq, a predicted model, not a curated record